Molecule: messenger RNA, 980 nt
Organism: Bactrocera tryoni
Lineage: Eukaryota; Metazoa; Arthropoda; Insecta; Diptera; Tephritidae
Product: trypsin eta-like
Exons: 1
Coding region: 129-980 (283 amino acids)
Biological process (GO): proteolysis
Molecular function (GO): serine-type endopeptidase activity
Source: RefSeq, a predicted model, not a curated record
CAUUUAACUUAUCACAAAAAACACAAUAAUAAAAUAAGAUAAUCCGCAAAUUUAGACCACACAGUGUAGCUUAGUAAAUAUUAGUCGCUUCCAGUGCGUUUUGAAAAAUAGGUUCGAAAUAGAUCGCCAUGCAGUGUAAAAAUCACACUAUCGUGCUUUGGCUCUUGUUCACAUGCAGCUUGGCGGCCACUACAUCCUUAGGAAUACAACCCGCCAUCAUUGGCGGCCAUGAAGUAGACAUCAUAAAGCAUCCCUAUCUCGUUUCCAUACGCUACCGCUUGCCGGCCGAUGGCGCGUAUUGGCACAAAUGCGCGGGUGUUAUAAUCACGGAGAAGGCAGUGCUUACCGCCGCACAGUGUGUUCGUGAAAUCGAAACGGAUCGCGUUAUGAUCGUCGCUGCUGCCAAUCAGCGCACUGGCGGUGAUGGCAAUGUAUAUCCAGCUACCAAGUGGAUCGAACAUCCGAACUUUUCUACACGCACUGCUGAUUACGACAUUGGUUUGAUAUUUGUGGAUUUGCCUUUUGAGUUGAAUGCUAUCCACCCGUCAUUGCGUUCAAUAAAUAUACGUGAGCAAUGGCCGGCCGUAAACCGUUUGGCCACGGUGGUCGGUUGGGGUUACCGUGUGGAAUUUGGUCCAUCGUCCGAUAAUUUAGAAGAGACAAAAGUGCCAAUAGUCAGUCGCGCAGAGUGUGUUUCAAUCCAUGGUUCUGGUGAGGUCACCGCGCGUAUGAUUUGUGCAGGAUAUGUGAAGACCGGCGGUCAGGAUGUAUGCCAAGGCGAUACUGGCGGACCUCUGCUGUAUGAAGGACAAUUGGUGGGCUUAGUCUCGUGGGGCUAUGGUUGUGCGCGUCCAGGCUAUCCCAGUGUUUACACCGAUGUGGCCAGUCUGAAGUCAUGGAUUGUAGAAGAAUUGCGCAGUCAUAACGGAAAACGGGCAAUUGAAGAACAUAGGACACUUAAAUACUAUUAUAGAAGCUAA